GCCUCGAAAAAUUAGACCGGGAAAAAAAAGAAAAGAAAGAAGAGAGGGUUGGAAGAAAAAAACCACAAUUGUCUGUGGAAUUGAUGGAGGAAAACAUCAGACAACUUGAAAACACAUUGAAAGAAGAAAGAAGAAAGAUCGAAGAGUAUAGAAGAUUGAAAGAACAGCAAGAAGAAGAAGAGAAAGUAGUGGAAGAAUCGAGGCAAAGGUUUCACUACGAAGAAGCAAGAAGUGAGGUUGCAUCUAUUCUCCAGUCUAUCAUGGUCUACCUCAUGCAUCUUGAAAAGAAGAUUGAAAAGAACACCGCCGCAGUUGAGUCCAUGACCAAAAUGAUGAAAGGGAAAGACAAGGUGGUGUAUGAGGAGGUGGCCAAGAGGGAAGAAGAUAAGAAACCCCAGGAGAAACUAAUGAAGGAUGCAAUGAAACGGGUCACGCCCGAGAAACCGGAAGGAUCCAAGAAAGAACCUGAGAAGCCGGAUGAGAAGAAAGAAGAACCCACCAGAAAGAAAGAAGAACCGGCGAAAGAAGCGGAAAAGCCUAAGAAGAAGGAAAAGGUGAAAAUGAAGUUACCAUUCACCUACAGUAACAAGAAGGAUGAAAACUUGUUGCUGUGGAUUGUCGAAAUCCAGACUUACUGUAGUACCGCACCCAUGGAACCCGAGAGUCAGGUUGCUUUCUCAACGUCUUGUUUAGGAGGAGUGGCCAAGGAAUGGGUGCUGGCCGAGGCCAAUGCCGCUGGCUUUGAGGAUAUUGGUGAGUGGGCAAAGACCCUGACGUUGAGGCAAUUUCUCCAAAAGAUAAAGGAGAGGUUCCUUGACAAAACGACGGCCGACAAGGCUUUUGACGAGCUCACCACCAUUAGCCAGAAACGUYGGACUUYUGUCGAUGCGUUGUCUCGUGAAGUUGAUCGUCUGUUGCAGGUACCUGGAUUGAAUUUGCAGGAUAACCAGGUCCUAUACAUUUACUCACGAGCGUUGCCCGAGCCUAUUCGUGGACAGCUCGUGGCCGAAUCGAAAUCUGGUAAGUAUAAUUAUCGGCAGUUCCGUGACCUUGCUCUUCAGAGAAAGCAGAUGACCGCACAGGUCAAAGGUUCGUACGCUUCGGUUGUUAAGUCAGGACCGGUUGGUGGGUACGGCAAGCGGGUCCUUUGGCGGCAAAAGCGCCAGGACCAUAUGCUUGUGCAGUUCGACGACGAAACAGUAGAGAAGUUACCUCUUGAUGAGUCUGAGGGAGGAGGAGGUAACGGCGGCAGUGAAUCUGGGAAGGGUGAUGUCACUGCCGUAAUGGCCAACAGGGGAGGCCAAAACCAGUGGAAGAAGAAGAAGAGGCCACGCUCGUUUCCCGAGCAUCCCGACAUUGCGUUCGGGAGACCUUGGGAAAAGAUGAACAUGAGUAGGGAGGAAUGGCAGUCCAAGAUGGACAACCGCCAGUGCCUCAAGUGUGGCACGUGGGGCAUGUGAUCGCUUGGUGCCCACUUAUCCGUAACCCAAAAGCGAGCAGCCAGUAGGAGUAGCAUCUGCUCCUACUGAGUCGAAGGGUAUAGACGAAG
Molecule: messenger RNA, 1549 nt
Organism: Chara braunii
Lineage: Eukaryota; Viridiplantae; Streptophyta; Charophyceae; Charales; Characeae
Source: the annotation of a GenBank genome assembly